Messenger RNA from Prunus armeniaca (apricot), 1083 nucleotides. Lineage: Eukaryota; Viridiplantae; Streptophyta; Magnoliopsida; Rosales; Rosaceae. The record is from the annotation of a GenBank genome assembly.
AUGGACUUUUCUAGGACCUACUUGUUUGUGUUGUUCACCACUCUUCUCUUGCUGUCCUCUUCUUGUUUCGGUGAUCAAGGGUCUGCAGACAUUGAUCUGAAGAGGCCAAUCAAACGUGCUGAUCAACAUCCUCUCCUCAAGGAUUGGAUCAAGAGGCAGGUCCUUUCUGGCCCAAACCCUUUACACGACAUGUUACCACCAAAGGUUGAUGAUGCAAAAAAUUAUCGUAUCUUGAAUGAGGUGCCUUCCGGUCCAAAUCCUUUGCAUAACAUAUUGCCACCACAGUUGGAUGAUCCUACAAAUCAUCAAAUCUUGAGGGAAUUACCUUCUAGUCCAAAUCCUUUACAUCACAUCCUCCCCCCGCAGCAAAAAUUUGAUGACCCUGCAAAUCAUCAAUUCUUGAGGGAGGUUCCUUCCGGUCCAAAUCCUUUACAUGACAUCCUCCCCCCGCAGCAAAAAUUUGAUGACCCUGCUGUUUGUGCAAAUAAUCUCACGGGAGAAUAUUCGCUUCUAGAUCCUUCAACCUUCGAUCUUCCUUCUCUCUCUUCCUCGAUUCCUGUAAAACAUAUUGGAGGUGUGAACCGGGCGGCCGGAGCCGUGUGUGGUGGCCGGAGCCGUGUAGAGAAAAUAUGGAGAGUGGAGAGGGAGAAAGAGAGAGCUUCGGGUAUUUUUCUCGGGGAGGUUCGUUCCGGUCCAAAUCCUUUGCAUCACAACGUUCCCCCGCAGAAAAAGUUGGAUGAUCCAGAAAACUAUCAUCUCACGAGGCUUGUGCCUACUGGCCCGAAUCAGGAAGAGUCUCCUGAGGAACCACCAGAAUUCGAUGAUAGUCCUGCACACUAUCAUCAAAUGAGGGUUGUACCUACUGGCCCAAAUCAAGAAGAGUCUCCUGAGGAACCACCAGAGUUGGAUGAUAAUCCUGCAAAUUAUCAUCUCAAUAGGCUUGUGCCUACCGGCCCAAAUCGGGCAGAGUCUCCCGAGGAACUGCCUUCAAGAGUACUGUCUGGUCCGCCUCCACAACCUUCGCCUGUGAAAGCCAAUCUUCUGAAACUCCGUUCAAGACGCUUAUUGGGUAUUCCUAUAUAG